Messenger RNA from Leptosomus discolor (cuckoo roller), 1431 nucleotides. The record is from RefSeq and is a predicted model, not a curated record. NCBI's taxonomy places the organism in Eukaryota, Metazoa, Chordata, Aves, Leptosomiformes, Leptosomidae.
AUGUCAAAGAAAAGUCGUGCGAAGGGAGAGAAGUCCGACAUGGAGAUUGAGGCCCUGCAAGCUGCUAAUGAGGAGCUGCGAACUAAACUAACCAACAUCCAGAUAGAAUUUCAGCAAGAAAAAAGCAAGGUGGGUAAACUGAGAGAGAAAAUCCAAGAGGUUAAGCAAGAAAGGGAGCAAGAGCAGCACAAGCACACUGCCUAUGUUUCUGAACUCAAAGCCAAGCUCCACGAGGAGAAAAUGAAGGAACUUCAGAGUGUCAGAGAGCUACUCAUCCGGCAGCACGAGCAGGAGGUAGCAAGAAUGGUGAAAAUCAAAGAUGGUGAAAUUCAGCGUUUGCAGUCAACGGUCAAUGUUCUGCGGGACGGGGCGGCUGACAAGGUAAAGACGGCGCUGCUGAGUGAAGCAAAGGAGGAGGCCCGGAAGGCGUUCGACAGUGAACGGAUGAAGUUGCAGCAGGAGGUCUUGGAGCUGAAAUCUGGCAAAAAGCAGCUUGAGGAAGCUUUGAACAACAUUAUGCAGGCAGAUAAAAUGAAGGCUGCUGACCUGCGCACGGCCUAUCAGUCCCAUCAGGAUGAGAUUAAUAGAAUAAAGCGUGAAUGUGAGAGAGAGAUCCGCAGGCUGAUGGAUGAGAUAAAAGGUAAAGACAGGGUGAUUCUGGCUCUGGAGAAAGACCUUGGUGUCCAGGCAGGCCAUACACAGAAACUGCUUCUUCAGAAAGAAGCUUUGGAUGAACAGCUUGUCCAAGUGAAGGAGGCAGAACGAUACCACAGUAGUCCUAAGAGAGAGCUUCCUGCGGGAGUGGGGGAUAUCACCGAACUGAUGGGAAGCCCGGAGCAGCAUUUGGAUGAACGAGAUGUGCGGAGAUUUCAGUUAAAAAUCGCUGAACUAAAUGCUGUAAUAAGGAAGCUGGAAGACAGAAAUACUCUCUUAGCAGAUGAAAGAAAUGAACUGCUGAAACGUUCUCGGGAGACAGAAAGUCAGCUGAAGCCUUUGGUAGAAAAAAAUAAGAGGAUGAGCAAAAAAAAUGAUGAUAUGUUGCAAUGUAUCCAGAGAAUGGAAGAGAAAAUAAAAAAUCUAUCAAGGGAAAAUGUAGAAUUGAAAGAGAAAUUAUCCGCACAACCAGCGCUGAAGAGGCACACAUCUUUGAAUGAUCUCAGCAGCACACGAGAGGAACAAGAAAUUGAAUUCCUUAGACUGCAAGUCAAAGAACAACAGCAUGUUAUUGAUGAUCUCACAGUGGAAAGGGAACGGUUAUUGCGGUCUAAAAAACAGAGGAGGAAAAGUCUGAAGCCUCCAAAGAGGCAUGUUGUGGAGACAUUUUUUGGAUUUGAUGAAGAAUCUGUUGAUUCAGAAACGUCAUCUGUAACUUCAUAUAACACAGAUAAAACAGACAGGACACCAGCAACACCAGAAGAAGAUUUGGAAGAU